Molecule: messenger RNA, 897 nt
Organism: Oldenlandia corymbosa var. corymbosa
Lineage: Eukaryota; Viridiplantae; Streptophyta; Magnoliopsida; Gentianales; Rubiaceae
Source: the annotation of a GenBank genome assembly
AUGGCAGAAGCAAAGAGGUAUGCUGUAGUAACAGGAGCUAACAAAGGGAUUGGUUUUGAGGUAUGCAGACAGCUAGCAUCCCAUGGAAUCACAGUGGUGUUGACUGCUAGAGAUGAAAAGAGGGGACUUGAUGCUCUUCACAAGCUCAAAGAAUCUAGUGGCUUUUCAGAUGAUCUUCUUCUAUUUCAUCAGCUUGAUGUAGCCAAUCCAUCUAGUGUUGCUUCCCUCGCCGAAUUCAUCAAGAAUCAAUUUGGAAGGCUUGAUAUAUUGGUGAACAAUGCAGGAAUCUCUGGUGUCCAAGUAGAUGGUGAUGCAGUAAAGGCUGCUGCUGAAGUGUCACGAGAAGCUCAAUGGGAAGUUUUGAAGAGUACGAUGUCUAAGACUUACGAGUCGGCACUAGAAUGCUUGGAGAUAAACUAUUAUGGUGCCAAAAGAAUGGUUGAAGCAUUUGUACCACUUCUGCAGUUUUCUCAAUCACCAAUAAUUGUCAAUGUUUCCUCUUCUGCGGGCAGGUUGAAGACUAUACCCAGUGAACGGGUAAAAGGGAUACUAAGUGAUGUCGACAACCUGACAGAAGAGACAGUAGAUGAAGUGGUGACUGCAUUUCUGAAAGACUUCAAGGAAGGCUCCUUAGAAGCCAAUGGUUGGCCUGAAUUGUUUUCAGCUUACACAGUCUCAAAAGUAGCCAUGAAUGCGUAUACUAGAGUUUUGGCUAAGAAGCAUCAGAAUAUCAAGAUCAAUUGCCUCUGUCCUGGUUACGUAAAAACUGACCUAAACUACCACUCGGGCAAGCUAACUGCAGAAGAAGGUGCAGAAAGUGUUGUCAGGCUUGCUUUGCUGCCGGAAGAUGGCCCUUCUGGCUUGUUUUUCAUUCGUACGGAAGAAUCACCCUUCUGA